Molecule: messenger RNA, 4338 nt
Organism: Neoarthrinium moseri
Lineage: Eukaryota; Fungi; Ascomycota; Sordariomycetes; Amphisphaeriales; Apiosporaceae
Exons: 3
Coding region: 1-4338 (1445 amino acids)
Source: RefSeq, a predicted model, not a curated record
AUGCCACAACCACAUGCCACCAUCCUGAGCGGUGCCACCACGAGCCAUCACCACUCUCAGUCCCAAUCGCAGUCGCAGUCGCAGCCGCAGUCGCAGUUCCAGUCCCAGCCGUCCUACUCCAACGGCGGCCUGCAUCUCUACCCGCCGCGCUCGACUGCCCCCUCCACCAACAACCGCCAUCACAACAACAACCCGCCGCGAUACCCGCCCGCCGGUGUCAGUGUCGGUGCGCCCUUGGCCAGGUCCGAGUCCGUGUCGCAUUCGCGCUCGUCGACGCCCGUCAACUUCUCCCACAGGGGCCCCGCCGCCAACUUCCACUACAACCGCGGCCGAAGCGGCACAGCGGGCAGCAUCGGCGGUGUGUAUAGCGGUCGAGCGUACGGCCACGGCCACGGUCACGGCAGUGUUGUCGGCUUCAGCGCAACCGGUCCCGGAAGCGAGACAGCCGGCCCUCGCAGCAGAAAGGGGUCAAGAACCACCAACGGCGACAGCAUCGCAGAGGACCAACCCCGGGCCCCGGAGGACCAGCCGUUGACCUUCGCCGAAGAGGCCCCCUCCUCGCCCUCCUUCUUCGCCGGAACCUUGCCCAGGACCUCGUCCCUCCUCCCGCCCCCGCGCCAUCUAGGUUCAGGUCCCGCGCGUGCACCGCCUGUCACUGUCGACGCCAAUGCCAACUUCAACUUUAAUGUCAUUGCCGAGCAAGACCCUGCAGUACCCCUAGGCCCCGAUCCCGCGAACCAGCAGCCCCGCAGAUCACACUCGCGCGGGAGUAGCAUCGGCGCCCUUAGCGACAGCUUCCGGAACCUCAACCGUUGGUCGGCCUCCACCACGUCGAGCCGGGCCUCCCACCAGGUCGAUCGCGACCAGCAGCAGCAGCUGCUACCGGCCAAACCUACCAACAACUUCUCCCGGCGCAUGAGCGUCGAUUCGGUCGCCCUGCUCAACCCCAACACGGGAUCCCCACAGCCGACCUUUCAGUCGCCCAAGAAACUCACAAAGCGUAGGCCAUCGGCCGCCAGCAUAACCACAGCAUCACCUCGUGCUGCUUCCGCGGCCAGCACACGCACGCGGCCACAUUCACCCCCGCCGGUGCCACCGCCUCCGAAUCUACCCCCCAUCGUGUCACUGCCGUCGCUCGAGCUGUCGACCUCGCUCACGGCCCCCUCGCCAAUCUUUAACCGACCGAGCCCAGCCGCCAGUACACCGACCUCGAUCUUCUCAAGCGCGGCCAACGGUGAACCCAAGGACUACUUCUGGGAUGAACUAGCCAACCAAAUCCCAGCUUCAGCAGGAAACACUCAAGGAACCACACCCGGACUGCUGCCCGCGGCCACAGUCACACGCGAGACCGCCAUGCCUGAGAAGGGUCAUACGAGGAGCCGCUCCUCGACGGCCAAGAGCAGUACGGAUUCCGGGAGGGCCAAGAGUAAGCAGCCGUCACAGAAGGCAAUGCUUUCCAAGGCACUGGCCAAAGCAAAUACGGCUGUCCAGCUCGAUAAUGCCCAGAAUUUCGAAGGCGCUCGCUCGUCCUAUACAGAAGCAUGUGAACUUCUCGCACAGGUACUCGCCAGGACAACUGGCGACGAGGACAAGAAGAAACUGGAGGCCAUCCGUCGCACGUAUACAAGCAGGAUAGAGGAGCUGGAUGGCAUGGUGCCAGUUGAAGGAGAGCCCGGCAGCAAGGCCCUUCCUGCUAGGCCAGAAAGUCUAGCCUAUAAUGGAGUCGAAGUCCGCCCGGCCAGCGAUGACGAGGAGCAGAUAUCCCCGACGACGACGCGCAGACUAGGUCCGCAACCACACAGCACUACCAUUAGGACCCGUGGAAGACCGACGACUGACAGGACUGCAGAGCCCGCCCAAUUGCCGCUUCAAUCUUCGUUCUCUUCGAGGUCGCCCAUGCGCCGGAAUUUCGAAGGGUCGCUGACCAUACCGAGUGACAAUGGACAACUCAUGCCCGCGCCGCUAUCACCUCGACGACCCCUCUCGCCGGCGAAACCUAUGACCCCCGACACUGCGGCACGAAACGAGUACUUCGCGCACGCGGAACGGCUAGCCACAGGUACAAAUUUAAAUGGACAUGCCCGCAAUCCCAGCCACGAGUCUAUAUCAUGGCUUGAUCCAAUCGACGAGUCGGGAGGCUCAGCCGCCUCAUCAAUCCGUUCCAGGUCGUCCUCCUUUGGCGCCCAGAGGAAACAUCUCCGCGCCCCUAGCGGCGAUACCGAGGCCGAGUUCGACGCAGCCCUUGAUGCAGCUGUUGAGGCGGCAUAUGACGAAGGAUUUGAGCCUAUGGAUUCCUAUGGUGAACCCUACCAUGGCGACGAACAUGACGAUGACGAUAUAGUGGCCAAUGCCAUGCGCCGUGUCGAGAUUGCCAAAGAACGAGUGCGCCAGACGGAGAGAGAAACACAAUUCGAGCGUGAAGCUGUGAUUCGAGCAGCGCAGGAGAAGGAGAGACAAAGGCAAUUGUCCAUCGGCGGGCUCCACCGUGACUCGCAGACCUACAACAACGGACACUUUUAUGACGGGACGGACUCUGACGACGAGGAGCGCAUGCUUGAAGAUCUAACAAGAGACUACGCACUCAACAACUUCUCCUUCGGCCAGCAGCCACGGAAGACAUCCGACGCUGUCGCGCGGGAACGCGAAUCUGAUUCUAGUGGCCUCACGCAACGGACAUGGCACAGCUCCAUUGGCUCGAGCCCGCCGACAGCGACCACUGUUCUUUCAUCGGUUGCCGAGAUGCCACCACCAAUGUCCAAACCGCCGCCCUCCCUACCGCCGCCUCCGCAGUCUCUGCCGCAGAUCCCGCCCCCGCAGCCACCAGGCACUCCCUCCGGCGUGCGGAGCCGGAGACUCUCCGGCCAGAACCCGAAACAGCUCAAGAUCGAGACAGCCCCGAUCGGGCAGGCAGCGGCCGGACCCUCGGGUGCCACGACCGCUAUGCCUGCGAAACAGGGCAGCUUCAUUGCCCAGCAGCGCCAGGCUCUCUCGGCAACGACCGGCAAACCGGGUUCGUUCUCUAUGCGCGUGCCAGGCUCUCCAUCGCGGGGUGUGAGUCCUGCUCCUCCAUUGGCACCUCCAACGCCGCCGCAGAAUCCCCCUCACACCGAUGAUCCCAACGACCACUUCCGCACAGGCUCGCCGUCUCCGUUUGGUGGGGCCCUGCGCAAGAAUCAAUCAUCCUCCAGUCUCAAGUCACUAAAGACCCGCCAACUUUCUGUCUCCAAUAUCGACAAUACGUCAGACUUGUCCCCCAACACCCCGCUCAGCCAGUCUUUGACCAACUCGUCCAUGAGGCACCCGUCUGUGCCCGCCCUUCCUACGCCGCUGGUAUCUACCUUUGGCAACAAGGCAACGGGCGGGUUCGGCGGACUCUAUCUGUUCGAGUCCGACUUCCACUCUCCAUUCCCCCAGGCACAGCACUCGCCUAUCCCUGCACAGUUCCAGGGACCCGACGUUCCUGUGCCGCUCGAGCCUUGCCCGUCAGACACAAUGUUGCGACCUUUCUGGUUAAUGCGUGCCUUGUACCAAAGCAUUGCUCACCCGCGCGGUGGAUACAUUACGAGUCGCCUCUUUAUUCCUAGGGACGUGUGGAAGGUCAAGGGCGUCAAGCUGCGUGCCCUGGAGGAUAAGUCCUCGCAGUGUGACCUUCUGACUGCUGCCCUCCUCAAACUCGCGAGGGUGGAUAGCAAUGAUGCCGAUGCUGUGCUCGAAGAGAUGCAGAGCCUGGAAAAUAUCCUGGAGCAGGUACAGCAGACCCUGACCCGGAAGCUUGGCAACGAGGUCGGCAUCCAAGGGGCUGGUGCCCUCCGCGAAAGAGAAGAUAGCGAGCCAACACCUCCUGUUCCACGAAGCGCUAGCAUAAGCGGCAAAACGGCGUCCUUCAGCUGGCGCAGACUGAGGAGUAAAGGCUCAGCAGCGAAUCUGACCAGCGCCUAUGGAAACAAGAGCACCAGUGGCGGUGCUACCGAAAGGAUAGCGGAGAAAGAGAUCUUCGGCGCCGGUUCUGGGACCCUUCCCAGUCUCCCAAUGGUGGCUCAUCCGAGCAGCCGGCCAGUCAAGCGUGACGUGACGUCCAUCAAGUACGAAGGACCUUAUGCCGGGUACAUGCAGAGCCUGGCACGCUUGUUCGACGCCGCGCAGACUGUCGACAUGAUAGCUCGCCAGGUCGAGGACCCAGGAUUGAGACACGCCGAUAAGACCCAAGUUGGGUUAGAACUCUGCACCAGGCAUGCAGCUGAGUUUUUUGGCUUCUACAUCUGCCGCUUUGUCUUGGCAGAUAUGGCGUUGUUGCUUGACAAGUUCGUCAAGCGGGGGAGCGAAUGGGUGCUCACCUGA